Molecule: messenger RNA, 1502 nt
Organism: Actinia tenebrosa (Australian red waratah sea anemone)
Lineage: Eukaryota; Metazoa; Cnidaria; Anthozoa; Actiniaria; Actiniidae
Biological process (GO): regulation of transcription by RNA polymerase II
Molecular function (GO): DNA-binding transcription factor activity, RNA polymerase II-specific; RNA polymerase II cis-regulatory region sequence-specific DNA binding
Source: RefSeq, a predicted model, not a curated record
AAACGGUAGCAAAGUUAACACGAAACAGUAGAGCGCAAAACUAACACGUUCUGUAAUAGAAAAAUUGAACUUACAACACUUGGAGAGUUUGUUUUUGUUCACUAAUUUUUGAAAACACACUGUUGAAUAAUUGGUAAGGAGUAUAUAGUCGAAAUGGCGCUUGCCGUACCGGUGAUACAGAACGCAAGAGCCGUGCUCGAAGACACAUCAGUAAGUCAAGAUUGUCAACUCAUCUCCUCUACUGUUCAAACGAUGACUCGACCAGAAAAUAGAUCAGUGAUGAACGUACAGAAUGGCACUGAAGAAUGGCAACAGACAAGAUGGGAGAUGGAUAAAUAUCUUUGUUGUGCUCAGUCACCAGUUAAUCCGUCCAUCGCCAACUUGAGGAAAAGAAAAUUUCGUCGCGAAAGCGCGAAUGUUGUAAACGAGUUCUUCACGUUCGAUGACGAAUUAGACGACAAAGAUGGCGUUCUGUGUGACAAAGUAUUCGUUACUUCCUGCGACGGAUCUUAUCCAGUUUCUUCGUCGUCGAUAAUACAACAGACAAUACAUCAGAACACUGUGUUAAAUAUAAAUUCGAAUCUUUCUCGACAAAUCAAAGUUAUUCCCCCACCGAGUGACUACACUGUGAUUUUCCCUCCAACGCCGCCAAAUUCGAACCCUGGAUCUCCGGAACAAGCACAGAUUAUUUUGAGUAGUCAUCCUCUUGGACCUCCACCUCCUUAUCAACCACCACAGACUGUCCUCAUUAAUAGUGGUAACAGACGCAACUCUCCCGACUUGCAACGACGAAGGAUACACCAUUGUGAUCAUCCAGGUUGCAAGAAGGUCUACACGAAAAGCUCGCAUCUUAAAGCCCACAUGAGAACGCAUACAGGAGAAAAACCUUAUAAAUGUUCGUGGGAAGGUUGUGAAUGGAGGUUUGCGAGGUCUGAUGAACUUACGAGGCAUUAUAGAAAGCAUACUGGAGACAAGCCAUUCAAAUGUCAACACUGUGAUAGAGCUUUUGCAAGAUCUGAUCAUUUGGCCCUACACAUGAAAAGGCAUCAGCCUCAACACACGCAUUAAAGACUCAGAUAUUUUAGAACCAAUGUUGAUUUAUAGACAUAAACAGUGAAGCCAUCAAGAGGAGAUCAGUUAAAGAUUGAUUUGCAAAGAGUUAACGUCGAACCAGGGCAUGUCUGCGAACAUUACAGUUGUAAAGUUACUGUUCAUGCAUCAACAUCAAUUACUGUUAAACUUGACGAACUGAGUUACGUUAAUCUCAGAGACAUCAAAACCACAAUCGAAAAAUAUUAUUUAUUGCAUUUUAACACGAUUUUGAAGGUYGUGUUGUUAUCAUUAAAAGCGAAAUAGCUGAAAAGCUAAAUGUAUAUAAUCUUGUAAAGAAAACUUGAAGCAUUUUACAGUUCAAAAAUUGAGAUAACAGAAGAAAACCAGAGAAUAUGUAUUUUAUGUAAUUGAAAAGUUAGAUAUAUAUAUUAAAUUGAUAUUUAUAUGAA